GGUGAUGAAGAAAAGAAAUUUUAGUCUUCUCCUUUUGGAUCAAUACGAUUGGAGAAUCAAAUCGAAAUGAAGAUUUUUCUUAGUAUUUUGGCACUUCUUGUUGUCUCAGCUUGUGCUGGUCAACUCAAACCCAAAUCUUUAGAGUUCGAGGAAAACAAACGAUACGUAUAUGAAUACAUUGGAAGCGUCGUUACCGGAAUCCCAUCUAGUUCAAGUCUUUACUCUGGAACUCGAUUGCAGGCUAAUGUUGAGAUUUCCCACAUUGUUAGUGAAAAUGGUGUUCAUUUGAACGCAAUGCGUUUGGCCAACAUUAGUUUUACUCAAGUCCUUGAUGAAAUAACCAACCCAGAUGAUGUACAUUUUGUCAAUUUUGAUAAAGAAAAUUCCGAGAAGAAAGAACUCUUGGAAUUAACUGUUCAAUAUCACGUCAAUGAUGUAACCAAACAUUUUGAAUGGGUCGAAGUUGAUAAAAUGGACGAACCAUGGUCACUCAACAUUAAGAAAGCCAUCAUCGAGAUGUUUUUGGUCGACAUUGCUGGUAAACAGUUGAAAAUGAAUCAUAAUCAUGAACAUGAUUUAACUAAACAUUCACGAGAUGAGAUUCACCACUCUUUUGAUGUCUACGAACCAACCUCAAAGGGUGAAUGUGAAACCAUGUACCAAGUCAUCAAUGCUCUUCCUGAAACUGUCUCUGGUUUACCUGGAAGUGAACAAUUCUACUGGAAAGUCAUCAAGACACGAAACUACCAAAACUGUAACAACGCAUCUGAAUUGAUUCGCCAUAACUGGGCACGAAAUUGUGCUGCACACUGCAAAAAAACACCAAUUUUGGGUCAAUUCAAAAUCAACAACUAUUAUGGAGCUGAAAAAUCUGAAUGCUCUUGUGACACUCAAGAUCCUCUUGACCAACAGUCAACCAGCACUUACUCCAUUGAAUGCAUGGAAAAUCCCUACAUUUUGAAUGCUGAAAGUAACAGUAAAGUUAUCUUCGACAAUCAUGGCACUCGAUUCAUUUCCUACACCAAACAGACUCUUAGAUUCGUCAGAAUCUCAGGUGCGCCAUUGGAUCUUAUCAAUGAAAACAAUGCUAUUCGAGUUUCAAACCUAGCCUUUACUCUUUACCCUUAUGCUGGUUCAUCUGCUAGCGUAUAUACUCAUGAGAUUCCAAUAUACAACCUUUUGGUUCCAAUGCCUCCACGAAACUAUGUUGCAAGAUUCAGAUUGAGAGAAUUUACUUAUAAUCUUUUAACUCAAGUUGCUGAAACCAUAAUUGGAAAAGCAAAUGACGAAAAAAAUGAAAAUAAAAACCAGCUUAAUGUUGCUCGAAUUAUGACAAGAAUUAUUCAAAAUCUGGAUCAUCUUGAUUUUGGCACAAUCAUGGAUGUCUACAAAGACUGUAUCGUUAAAGAGGAUCAACUUUACACCAACACUUUGAAUUCAGUUCGAAGACAACUGUUUCUUGACGCUAUUUCUCAUGUUGGAACCCAUGAAGCUGUCAUAUGGCUGGACGAAGUAAUGAAUUUAACUCCGAAUGGAUUAUUCCCAAUUGAAGUACGCCAGGUUGUCGAAACAUUACCCCUCAAUAUUCAUGUCCCACCCACAAGUUUGAUUAACUUAUUGGAGAAGAAGAUUUAUUCUUGUAUUGUUCAGCAAGAUUGGGAUUCCCUUUCUGCUUUUGUCGUCGCUUAUGGUAAACUUAUAGCCAAAGCUUGUCCAAACCCAGGAGCAUCUUUUGUAAUGAAAGAGGAACCAGAGAGCGAAGAGUGCAGCGUUCAGGAUACAUUUGAAUAUGUUGUUGGACUAGCUAUGAACCUUGUACGAACUCAAUCUAUGAGAGGUAAACUUUUGAUCGCUCAAGCUUUGGCUCAUUCGGGUAAAUUUAUUGCUCUCUUGAACCUUACACCUUAUGCAAAGGGUGAAUUUGUAUGCCCUGGUGACGUCUCCGAAUGUGCCUUCUUCAGAACCACAGUCAUCUACUCUCUUCACCACAUGAUUCCAGUUGAACCUAAACGAGUCCGAUCCCUAGUUUCAACCAUCUUCAACACUAAGACCGAACCCUAUGAAGUACGAUUAGCUGCUUUCACUGUUUUCAUGUCUACCGUACCUAAAAGACACGAACUUGAAUCUGUUGCCGUUUCACUCCGAAAUGAAACCAACCAUCAAGUUAUCACCAUGGUUCGAUCCAUCUUGGAAGAAACUGCUAACCUCACCCAAGCUUGCCACCAACCCUUAGCUCAAGCUGCCCGUGAAAUCGUUGCCACUCUUCCCGAAGUCAACCUCGAUGGAGUCUACUCUCAAGCCUCUUACAAUGAAUGGUAUUCAACUGACAAAUCAACUGGUUUCUUCGCCAAUGGUCGAUUUGUAGCUAACAAUGUUUCUUACAUCCCUAGACAUGGUUACGUUAACAUCGGUUCACACUGGAAAUCUCUCUCAAAUCCAUGGUUCAGUCUUGCAUUCCAGCAGAAAGGAUUGGAAAGUGCUUUGAAACAUUUGAAGGUUGCCACCAAAACAAUGGCAAGAGAUCCCCGGAAGAUCGAUGAUCUUUGGGAAGAUCUUGGAGUUGAAUCUAGAGACGAGGAAGAAUUUAUGCUCAAAUUUUUCGUUCGAGUUUAUGAGCAAACUUCUCUAUUUACUAUGGACAAAUACACUUUGAAAAAUGCCUACAAACAAUUUGUACGUGUUAUGCGUAAUUUUGUUUCUGAUGCCUCAAAGAAUCAAGUUGAUUUCAACUGGGUUCGAUUCUAUAUGCCAUCAACUUAUACCGAUAUUGUUCCAACUGCCAUUGGUUUACCAAUUGCUGCCAUCAAACAAAACAAUCAAAUUGUUUCCCUUCGAUUGACUAAAUCUGACUUAGAGACUAGUCAAACUUUAGGAUUCACAUCAGGAAACAUCAACUUCAAAGUUACGCCACAAAUGUUCACAUCAUCAGACUUUUCCCUCUCAGUGUUUAACCAAGGACUCGAAAUAGAAGCCAACUAUGGUGUUCACAACUCUAAAAUGUUCAACUCAUUUGUUCCUCUCAACUUGAACUUUGGAUGGGACUUAAAAGAUAAUAAAUUCACAUAUGCAAUCAAACCCGUUUUUCAUAAGACCAACUUCCAUUCAUCAAACAAAAACUUUGCUUUUAACGCUAGAAGCCACGUUGGACAUUUGAACAAAAAGCCAAUUAAUGCAAAGAAGACAAUCCAAUCUUUGGUACCUGCUUACAACCACCCUCUUGUCCAAUUCAAGAGCCGUGAAUUAGGUAUGAACUUGAACCUUGGCUUAUCCACUGAACGACCCUGGUUCAUUGACUUAACCGAGAUCCCAUGUGAAGGAACCGUUGCCUGGCUUUUGGAGAAAUACAAUGAAAUGAACCAAUUCAACAACAACAUCAACUUGACUCUUGUUCAAAACGAGGAAUACCCAGCAUCUGGUUUUGUUGGUUCAUUCAGAUAUGAACAAGAUAUCGAUGGUGAAUACGUUGCUAUUGGUGAAACUAACCCAUCAGAAGAAACUGAUGCACGAAGAAUCGUCCAAGAUUUGAUCCAACGAUACCCAUCCGAGAUCAACAACCCUGCAUUCUUCGCUCGAUCCAUCGAAUUGUACCUCGCUACUUUCGGACACCCAGAACCCACCGAAUUCAACUCAACCCUUACUUUAGGAACUGCUAUUGACAACCAUGCCUAUUGGUUCAGAUUCAACUCAACCUUAGACAACAAAAACGAAGAUCUCUGGACACGAGUUUCUCGAAAAGCUAUCAUUGAUGGCAAAGUAGAACGGCCAGUUAUCCCAAGCGAUCUUUUAUGGAGAAACCCAGAAAAAUUCAUCGGUAACUACAUCGCCAACAUUGCAUGGGCCAGUAAUGUUCGAUCAGAACAACCCGACUCUAACAUCUUGGUUAAAGGUGAACUCCGACGAUCACCAAGAGACCCAGUUAUCCCUGAAAUGGAACGAGAAUCAUGGUUCCACAAACAAUGCAAAAAGGACAUCAAGAACGGUAAUGCCACCAACCACGCUUGUGAACGAGUUAUCGCUGAACAAGCAUACUUCAAUGUUGUCACCGGAAAGAUUGAAUGGCGACAAGUCCAAGAACCUGUUCGUGAAUCAAUCAGAAAGGUCUACGCUGAACUUAAACGAUCUCUCAUGUACUACUGGAAGCCUUGGUCAAACAUCUCAAUCGAAAGGUUUGAAAGUGGACAAGACGUUGUAAAGUUUUCUGCCGCUUUCUCCAACAUCAUCUACAAGCGACCAGUAAUCAAUUUAUUUGUUCAAACUCCAACUGAAAAGGUCAACUUCACCAAGAUCUUUGUUCCAGUUGCACCUUUCCCCGCAAUGCACCCAAUCAACUACCUUUCAGCUUCACCAAUGCCAAAAGACCAAAUUUGUACUCUCAUGAAGGAUUCCAUCCGAACCUUUGACAAUGUCACUUACCGAACCUGGUUGGACGAAUGUGAAUUCGUUGCUUCAAUGGAUUGUUCACAAAACAAACAGUUCGCUGUUACGGUUAAAGGAAAAGCUGGUGAAAGAUCGAUCAGAGUCUACACUCCACUUCAGAACUACUACAAAGUCUAUGAUGUCAAGAAGGAUUCUGCUAGUUUGACUGUUUAUGAUCGUUUUGAUCAAGCUCAAGGUGAUUUUGUAUUAAAAUCCGGUACACCUGCUAUGCGUUUGGGCAUGUUAUCAAACUCUAAAUACCACGAAGCUCACCGGAUCUUCAUUCAUGAUGGUGUUGUCAACGUUGUUUUACCCAAAGAAAAUGUUCGAGUUGCUUUUGAUGGACAUUAUUUGAAAAUCACAACUUCACCUCUUUUUGUUGGUAAAACUUGUGGCCUUUGCGGUAAUCAAAACCAAGAAUUUUAUUCUGAAUUCUUAGACCCUAAAAUGGUUGAUCUUGCAUCAAACCUCACCGCUUUCCGAGACUCAUAUUCACUUCACAACUGCAUUGAACCACUUCCUUGCAGCGAGCCUGAACAAUGUGAAUCAGAAGACUCACUCUCUGCUAAGCACGACAGAUCAACAUUAGGCGCUAACCGAUCAAUCAAUAAAAAAACUAGCAACCCUAUUCUCCAAACUUUGGUCAUUGAUCGAAAAGAUUCAACAUGUGCAUCUUUGGCUCCACAAAAGAUGUGCAAAGAAGGCCAAAAGGCUUCAAAAACUGAACGCAAGCUAGUCGAUAUGCUUUGUAAAAGCAAUAGCCACUCAAAUGUCAACAAAAGGACUGAAAAAUCUACAAUCACUAAAUUCAACAAAACUGAAACACUAACAUACAACUCACCAGUCGAGUGUGUAUCGGAUAAGGAAUCAAUUCGAGGACUCUAACAUGUGAUCCUUUUAUUUUUUCUGUUCAAAAAUUUAUAAACACAACUCUAAAUUGUUCUCAGAUUUAACAUGCAUUUUACAAAAUAAAAAAACGAAUCUUAAUCUAUUAA
Molecule: messenger RNA, 5411 nt
Organism: Tetranychus urticae (two-spotted spider mite)
Lineage: Eukaryota; Metazoa; Arthropoda; Arachnida; Trombidiformes; Tetranychidae
Source: RefSeq, a predicted model, not a curated record